UUUGACCAAUGGAGUAAGGUGGUGUGCUUGACGCGUUUGUUUGGCUUCGUUGUGUUCUGACUGGCAGUACAUGGCUGGAAGGCGCGAUUGUCGUGUGUUUGUGGGCAAUUUACCAAGCGACGUGAAACAGCGAGAUCUAGAAGAUAUCUUCUACAAGUACGGACGCAUCAAUUUCAUCGAUAUAAAAUUUACAAGAGACGUACCAUUCGCAUUUGUCGAAUUCGAUGAUCCUAGAGAUGCUCGAGAUGCUGUUCAUGGUCGAGAUGGAUACGACUUUGAUGGAUGUCGGAUCCGAGUUGAAUUAACUCGGGGUGUCGGUCCACGUGGCCCAGGUGGUCGUCCGUUGUAUGGACCGGAUCCGAGAUCGCCACGACAUGGUCCGCCCCCUCGACGAAGUGGCUAUCGUGUUGUUAUCUCAGGCCUCCCCGACACUGGGUCAUGGCAAGACCUUAAAGAUCAUAUGCGUGAUGCUGGUGAAAUAUGUUAUGCAGAUGUUUUUCGAGAUGGCACUGGUGUUGUCGAAUACACAAAUUACGAGGAUAUGAAAUAUGCCCUUCGAAAGCUGGACGAUACAAAAUUCAAAUCACACGAGGGAGAAGUGACGUAUAUUAGAGUGAGAGAGGCUAAUAUUAAUAGUCCGAAUCGUUCACGUUCUCGCUCAUACACACCGCGCAAAACACGCUCGUCACCUAAAUACAGUCCUAUUCGUUCUGUAUCAAGAAGCCGUUCACGUUCUUCGCGCUCUCGUUCCCACAGUCAUGCAUCUUUUGUUCGACGUUCUGUAUCUCCAGUAAAUUCAUCACAUUCUCGGUCUCCUUCCAGAACAAGAUCAAAAACUUGUCCUCGUUCUCGCUCUGAAUCGCGUUACUGA
Messenger RNA from Loa loa (African eye worm), 871 nucleotides. RefSeq names its product arginine/serine-rich splicing factor 1B. The transcript has 5 exons. The record is from RefSeq and is a predicted model, not a curated record. Lineage: Eukaryota; Metazoa; Nematoda; Chromadorea; Rhabditida; Onchocercidae. Bases 71 to 871 code for a protein of 266 amino acids. Gene Ontology annotation, molecular function: mRNA binding. Gene Ontology annotation, cellular component: cytoplasm; nucleus; ribonucleoprotein complex.